Molecule: messenger RNA, 17943 nt
Organism: Closterium sp. NIES-65
Lineage: Eukaryota; Viridiplantae; Streptophyta; Zygnematophyceae; Desmidiales; Closteriaceae
Source: the annotation of a GenBank genome assembly
AUGACCGCGUUGCACCAACAAACUCCCCCUCGGAUUGUUGGUGCAAUCACCCCUCCCCAUUCUCCCUCUUUCCAUCACCCCGCCCCAUUCUCCUGCUUUCUAUCACCCCGCCCCAUUCUCCCUCUUUCCAUCACCCCGCCCCAUUCUCCCGCUUUCCAUCACCCCGCCCUAUUCUCCCGAUUUCCAUCACCCCGCCCCAUUCUCCCUCUUUCCAUCACCCCGCCCCAUUCUCCCGCUUUCCAUCACCUCGCCCCAUUCUCCCGCUUUCCAUCACCCCGCCCCAUUCUCCUGCUUUCCAUCACCCCGCCCCUUUCUCCCGCUUUCCAUCACCACGCCCCAUUCUCCCGCUUUCCAUCACCCCGCCCCAUUCUCCCUCUUUCCAUCACCCCGCCCCAUUCUCCUACUUUCCAUCACCCCGCCCCAUUUUCCCUCUUCCCAUCACCCCGCCCCAUUUUCCCUCUUUCACUCACCCUCGCCCCAUUCUCCCGCUUUCCAUCACCCCGCCCCAUUCUCCCGCUUUCCAUCACCCCGCCCCAUUUUCCCUCUUUCCAUCACCCCGCCCCAUUCUCCCGUCUUCCAUCACCCCGCCCCAUUCUCCCUCUUUCCAUCAUCCCGCCCCAUUCUCCCGCUUUCCAUCACCCCGCCCCAUUCUCCCGCUUUCCAUCACCCCGCCCCAUUCUCCCACUUUCCAUCACCCUGCCCCAUUCUCCCUCUUUCCAUCACCCCGCCCCAUUCUCCCGCUUUCCAUCACCCCGCCCCAUUCUCCCGCUUUCCAUCACCCCGCCCGAUUCUCCCUCUUCCCAUCACCCCGCCCCAUUCUCCCGCCUUUCAUCACCCCGCCCCAUUCUCCAGCUUUCCAUCACCCCGCCCAAUUCUCCCGCUUCCCAUCACCCCGCCCCAUUCUCCCGCCUUCCAUCACCCCGCCCCAUUCUCCCUCUUUCCAUCACCCCGCCCCAUUCUCACGCUUUCCAUCACCCCGCCCCAUUCUCCCUCUUUCCAUCACCCCGCCCCAUUCUCCCGCUUUCCAUCACCCCGCCCCAUUCUCCCUCUAUCCAUCACCCCGCCCAAUUCUCCUACUUUCCAUCACCCCGUCCCAUUUUCCCGUUUUCCAUCACCCCGCCCCAUUCUCUCGCUUUCCAUCACCCCGCUUUAUUCUCCCACUUUCCAUCACCCCGCCCCAUUCUCCCAAUUUUCAUCACCCCGCCCCAUUCUCCCGCUUUCCAUCACCCCGCCCCAUUCUCCUGCUUUCCAACAGCCCGCCCCAUUCUCCCGCUUUCCAUCACCUCUCCCCAUUCUCCCUCUUUCCAUCACCCCGCCCCAUUCUCCUGCUUUCUAUCACCCCACCCCAUUCUCCCUCUUUCCAUCACCCCGCCCCAUUCUCCCGCCUUCCAUCACCCCGCCCCAUUCUCCAUCUUUCCAUCACCCUGCUCAAUUCUCCCGCUUUCCAUCACCCUGCCCCAUUCUCCCGCCUUCCAUCACACCGCCCCAUUCUCCCGCUUUCCAUCACCCCGCCCCAUUCUCCCGCUUUCCAUCACCCCGCCCCAUUCUCCUGCUUUCCAUCACCCCGCCCCAUUCUCCCGCUUUCCAUCACCACGCCCCAUUCUCCCGCUUUCCAUCACCCCGCCCCAUUCUCCCUCUUUCCAUCACCCCGCCCCAUUCUCCUACUUUCCAUCACCCCGCCCCAUUUUCCCUCUUCCCAUCACCCCGCCCCAUUUUCCCUCUUUCACUCACCCUCGCCCCAUUCUCCCGCUUUCCAUCACCCCGCCCUUCCCGCUUUCCAUCACCCCGCCCCAUUUUCCCUCUUUCCAUCACCCCGCCCCAUUCUCCUGUCGUCCAUCACCCCGCCCCAUUCUCCCUCUUUCCAUCACCCCGCCCCAUUCUCCCGCUUUCCAUCACCCCGCCCCAUUCUCCCGCUUUCCAUCACCCCGCCCCAUUCUCCCACUUUCCAUCACCCUGCCCCAUUCUCCCUCUUUCCAUCACCCCGCCCCAUUCUCCCGCUUUCCAUCACCCCGCCCCAUUCUCCCGCUUUCCAUCACCCCGCCCGAUUCUCCCUCUUCCCAUCAACCCGCCCCAUUCUCCCGCCUUUCAUCACCCCGCCCCAUUCUCCCGCUUUCCAUCACCCCGCCCAAUUCUCCCGCUUCCCAUCACCCCGCCCCAUUCUCCCGCCUUCCAUCACCCCGCCCCAUUCUCCCUCUUUCCAUCACCCCGCCCCAUUCUCCUGCUUUCUAUCACCCCACCCCAUUCUCCCUCUUUCCAUCACCCCGCCCCAUUCUCCCGCCUUCCAUCACCCCGCCCCAUUCUCCAUCUUUCCAUCACCCUGCUCAAUUCUCCCGCUUUCCAUCACCCUGCCCCAUUCUCCCGCCUUCCAUCACCCCGCCCCAUUCUCCCUCUUUCCAUCACCCCGCCCCAUUCUCCCGCUUUCCAUCACCCCGCCCCAUUCUCCUGCUUUCCAUAACCCCGCCCCAUUCUCCCGCUUUCCAUCACCCCACCCCGUUCUCCCGCUUUCCAUCACCCCGCCCCAUUCUCCCGCUUUCCAUCACCCCGCCCCAUUCUCCCGCUUUCCAUCACCCCGCCCCAUUCUCCCGCUUUCCAUCACCCGGUCCCGUUCUCUCGCUUUCCAUCACCCCGGACCAUUCUCCCGCUUUCUAUCACCCCGCCCGCUCUAUUCUCCCGCUUUCCAUCACCCCGCCCAAUUCUCCCUCUUUCCAUCACCCCUCCCUAUUCUCCCUCUUUCCAUCACCCCGCCCCAUUUUCCCUCUUUCCAUCACCCCGCCCCAUUCUCCCGCCUUUCAUCACCCCGCCCCAUUCUCCCGCCUUUCAUCACCCCGCCCCAUUCUCCCGCUUUCCAUCACCCCGCCCAAUUCUCCCGCUUUCCAUCACCCCGCCCCAUUCUCCCGCUUUCCAUCAUCCCGCCCCAUUCUCCCUCUUUCCAUCACCCCGCCCCAUUCUCCCGCUUUCCAUCACCCCGCCCCAUUUUCCCUCUUUCCAUCACCCCGCCCCAUUCUCCCGCCUUCCAUCACCCCGCCCCAUUCUCCCUCUUUCCAUCACCCCGCCCCAUUCUCCCGCUUUCCAUCACCCCGCCCCAUUCUCCCGCUUUCCAUAUCCCCGCCCCAUUCUCCCACUUUCCAUCACCCCGCCCCAUUCUCCCUCUUUCCAUCACCCCGCCCCAUUCUCCCGCUUUCCAUCACCCCGCCCCAUUUUCCCUCUUUCCAUCACCCCGCCCCAUUCUCCCGCUUUCCAUCACCCCGCCCCAUUCUCCCUCUUCCCAUCACCCCGCCCCAUUCUCCCGCCUUUCAUCACCCCGCCCCAUUCUCCCGCUUUCCAUCACCCCGCCCAAUUCUCCCGCUUCCCAUCACCCCGCCCCAUUCUCCCGCCUUCCAUCACCCCGCCCCAUUCUCCCUCUUUCCAUCACCCCGCCCCAUUCUCACGCUUUCCAUCACCCCGCCCCAUUCUCCCUCUUUCCAUCACCCCGCCCCAUUCUCCCGCUUUCCAUCACCCCGCCCCAUUCUCCCUCUAUCCAUCACCCCACCCAAUUCUCCCACUUUCCAUCACCCCGUCCCAUUCUCCCGUUUUCCAUCACCCCGCUCCAUUCUCUCGCUUUCCAUCACCCCGCUUUAUUCUCCCACUUUCCAUCACCCCGCCCCAUUCUCCGAAUUUCCAUCACCCCGCCCCAUUCUCCCGCUUUCCAUCACCCCGCCCCAUUCUCCUGCUUUCCAACAGCCCGCCCCAUUCUCCCGCUUUCCAUCACCUCUCCCCAUUCUCCCUCUUUCCAUCACCCCGCCCCAUUCUCCUGCUUUCUAUCACCCCACCCCAUUCUCCCUCUUUCCAUCACCCCGCCCCAUUCUCCCGCCUUCCAUCACCCUGCCCCAUUCUCCAUCUUUCCAUCACCCUGCUCAAUUCUCCCGCUUUCCAUCACCCUGCCCCAUUCUCCCGCCUUCAAUCACCCCGCCCCAUUCUCCCUCUUUCCAUCACCCCGCCCCAUUCUCCCGCUUUCCAUCACCCCGCCCCAUUCUCCCGCUUUCCAUCACCCCGCCCCAUUAUCCCGCUUUCCAUCACCCCACCCCAUUCUCCCGCUUUCCAUCACCCCGCCCCAUUCUCCCGCUUUCCAUCACCCCGCCCCAUUCUCCCGCUUUCCAUCACCCCGCCCCAUUCUCCCGCUUUCCAUCACCCCGCCCCAUUCUCCCGCUUUUUAUCACCCUGUCCCGUUCUCUCGCUUUCCAUCACCCCGGCCCAUUCUCCCGCUUUCUAUCACCCCGCCCGCUCCAUUCUCCCGCUUUCCAUCACCCCGCCCAAUUCUCCCUCUUUCCAUCACCCCUCCCCAUUCUCCCUCUUUCCAUCACCCCGCCCCAUUUUCCCUCUUUCCAUCACCCCGCCCCAUUCUCCCGCCUUUCAUCACCCCGCCCCAUUCUCCCGCCUUUCAUCACCCCGCCCCAUUCUCCCGCUUUCCAUCACCCCGCCCAAUUCUCCCGCUUUCCAUCACCCCGCCCCAUUCUCCCGCUUUCCAUCACCCCGCCCCAUUCUCCCUCUUUCCAUCACCCCGCCCCAUUCUCUCGCUUUCCAUCACCCCGCCCCAUUCUCCCUCUUUCCAUCACCCCGCCCCAUUCUCCCUCUUUCCAUCACCCCGCCCCAUUCUCCCACUUUCCAUCACCCCGCACCAUUUCCCCUCUUUUCAUCACUCCGCCCCAUUCUCCCGCUUUCCAUCACCCCGCCCCAUUCUCUCGCUUUCCAUCAUCCCGCUCCAUUGUCCCGCUUUCCAUCACCCCGCCCAAUUCUCCCUCUUUCCAUCACCCCUCCCCAUUCUCCCUUUUUCCAUCACCCCGCCCCAUUCUCCCGCUUUCCAUCACCCCGCCCCAUUCUCCCUCUUUCCAUCACCCCGCCCCAUUCUCCCUCUUUCCAUCACCCCGCCCCAUUCUCCCGCUUUCCAUCACCUCGACCAAUUCUCCCUCUUUCCAUCACCCCGCCCGAUUCUCCCGCUUUCCAUCACCCCGCCCCAUUCUCCCGCUUUCCAUCACCCCACCCCAUUCUCCCGCUUUCCAUCACCCCGCCCCAUUCUCCCGCUUUCCAUCACCCCGCCCCAUUCUCCCGCUUUCCAUCACCCCGCCCCAUUCUCCCGCUUUCCAUCACCCCGCCCCAUUCUCCCGCUUUCCAUCACCCCGUCCCGUUCUCUCGCUUUCCAUCACCCCGGCCCAUUCUCCCGCUUUCUAUCACCCCGCCCGCUCCAUUCUCCGGCUUUCCAUCACCCCGUCCAAUUCUCCCUCUUUCCAUCACCCCUCCCCAUUCUCCCUCUUUCCAUCACCCCGCCCCAUUCUCCCUCUUUCCAUCACCCCGCCCCAUUCUCCCGCCUUUCAUCACCCCGCCCCAUUCUCCCGCCUUUCAUCACCCCGCCCCAUUCUCCCGCUUUCCAUCACCCCGCCCAAUUCUCCCGCUUUCCAUCACCCCGCCCCAUUCUCCCUCUUUCCAUCACCCCGCCCCAUUCUCCCUCUUUCCAUCACCCCGCCCCAUUCUCUUGCUUUCCAUCACCCCGCCCCAUUCUCCCUCUUUCCAUCACCCCGCCCCAUUCUCCCUCUUUCCAUCACCCCGCCCCAUUCUCCCGCCUUUCAUCACCCCGCCCCAUUCUCCCGCCUUUCAUCACCCCGCCCCAUUCUCCCGCUUUCCAUCACCCCGCCCAAUUCUCCCGCUUUCCAUCACCCCGCCCCAUUCUCCCGCUUUCCAUCACCCCGCCCCAUUCUCCCUCUUUCCAUCACCCCGCCCCAUUCUCUCGCUUUCCAUCACCCCGCCCCAUUCUCCCUCUUUCCAUCACCCCGCCCCAUUCUCCCUCUUUCCAUCACCCCGCCCCAUUCUCCCACUUUCCAUCACCCCGCGCCAUUUUCCCUCUUUCCAUCACUCCGCCCCAUUCUCCCACUUUCCAUCACCCCGCCCCAUUCUCUCGCUUUCCAUCAUCCCGCUCCAUUGUCCCGCUUUCCAUCACCCCGCCCAAUUCUCCCUCUUUCCAUCACCCCUCCCCAUUCUCCCUUUUUCCAUCACCCCGCCCCAUUCUCCCGCUUUCCAUCACCCCGCCCCAUUCUCCCUCUUUCCAUCACCCCGCCCCAUUCUCCCUCUUUCCAUCACCCCGCCCCAUUCUCCCACUUUCCAUCACCUCAACCAAUUCUCUCUCUUUCCAUCACCCCGCCCCAUUCUCCCUCUUUCCAUCACCCUGCCCCAUUCUCCCUCUAUCCAUCACCCCACCCAAUUCUCCCGCUUUCCAUCACCCCGUCCCAUUCUCCCGCUUUCCAUCACCCCGCCCCAUUCUUUUGCGUUCCAUCACCCCACCCCAUCCUCCCCUCUUUCCAUCACCCCGCCCCAUUGUCCCGAUUUCCAUCACCCCGCCCCAUUCUCCCGCUUUCCAUGACCCCGCCCCAUUCUCCCGCUUUCCAUCACCCCUCCCCAUUCUCCCGCUUUCCAACACCCCGCCUCAUUCUCCCACUUUCCAUCACCCCGCCCAAUUCUCACUCUUUCCAUCACCCCGCCCCAUUCUCCCUCUUUCCAUCACCCCGCCCCAUUUUCCCUCUUUCCAUCACUACGCCCCAUUCUCCCGCUUUCCAUCACCCCGCCCCAUUCUCCCUCUUCCCAUCACCCCGCCCCAUUCUCCCGCCUUUCAUCACCCCGCCCCAUUCUCCCGCUUUCCAUCACCCCGCCCAAUUCUCCCGCUUCCCAUCACCCCGCCCCAUUCUCCCGCCUUCCAUCACCCCGCCCCAUUCUCCCUCUUUCCAUCACCCCGCCCCAUUCUCACGCUUUCCAUCACCCCGCCCCAUUCUCCCUCUUUCCAUCACCCCGCCCCAUUCUCCAGCUUUCCAUCACCCCGCCCCAUUCUCCCUCUAUCCAUCACCCCGCCCAAUUCUCCAACUUUCCAUCACCCCGUCCCAUUCUCCCGUUUUCCAUCACCCCGCCCCAUUCUCUCGCUUUCCAUCACCCCGCUUUAUUCUCCCACUUUCCAUCACCCCGCCCCAUUCUCCCAAUUUCCAUCACCCCGCCCCAUUCUCCCGCUUUCCAUCACCCCGCCCCAUUCUCCUGCUUUCCAACAGCCCGCCCCAUUCUCCCGCUUUCCAUCACCUCUCCACAUUUCCCCUCUUUCCAUCACCCCGCCCCAUUCUCCUGCUUUCUAUCACCCCGCCCCAUUCUCCCUCUUUCCAUCACCCCGCCCCAUUCUCCCGCCUUCCAUCACCCCGCCCCAUUCUCCAUCUUUCCAUCACCCUGCUCAAUUCUCCCGCUUUCCAUCACCCCGCCCCAUUCUUCCGCCUUCCAUCACCCCGCCCCAUUCUCCCUCUUUCCAUCACCCCGCCCCAUUCUCCCGCUUUCCAUCACCCUGCCCCGUUCUCCCGCUUUCCAUCACCCCACCCCAUUCUCCCGCUUUCCAUCACCCCGCCCCAUUCUCCCGCUUUCCAUCACCCCGCCCCAUUCUCCCGCUUUCCAUCACCCCGCCCCAUUCUCCCGCUUUCCAUCACCCCGCCCCAUUCUCCCGCUUUCCAUCACCGCGUCCCGUUCUCUCGCUUUCCAUCACCCCGGCCCAUUCUCCCGCUUUCUAUCACCCCGCCCACUCCAUUCUCCCGCUUUCCAUCACCCCGCCCAAUUCUCCCUCUUUCCAUCACCCCUCCCCAUUCUCCCUCUUUCCAUCACCCCGCCCCAUUCUCCCUCUUUCCAUCACCCCGCCCCAUUCUCCCGCCUUUCAUCACCCCGCCCCAUUCUCCCGCCUUUCAUCACCCCGCCCCAUUCUCCCGCUUUCCAUCACCCCGCCCCAUUCUCCCGCUUUCCAUCACCCCGCCCCAUUCUCCCUCUUUCCAUCACCCCGCCCCAUUCUCUCGCUUUCCAUCACCCCGCCCCAUUCUCCCUCUUUCCAUCUCCCCGCCCCAUUCUCCCUCUUUCCAUCACCCCGCCCCAUUCUCCCACUUUCCAUCACCCCGCGCCAUUUUCCCUCUUUCCAUCACCCCGCCCCAUUCUCCCGCUUUCCAUCACCCCGCCCCAUUCUCUCGCUUUCCAUCAUCCCGCUCCAUUGUCCCGCUUUCCAUCACCCCGCCCAAUUCUCCCUCUUUCCAUCACCCCUCCCCAUUCUCCCUUUUUCCAUCACCCCGCCCCAUUCUCCCGCUUUCCAUCACCCCGCCCCAUUCUCCCUCUUUCCAUCACCCCGCCCCAUUCUCCCUCUUUCCAUCACCCCGCCCCAUUCUCCCGCUUUCCAUCACCUCGACCAAUUCUCCCUCUUUCCAUCACCCCGCCCCAUUCUCCCUCUUUCCAUCACCCUGCCCCAUUCUCCCUCUAUCCAUUACCCCACCCAAUUCUCCCGCUUUCCAUCACCUCGUCCCAUUCUCCCGCUUUCCAUCACCCCGCCCCAUUCUUUUGCGUUCCAUCACCCCACCCCAUCCUCCCCUCUUUCCAUCACCCCGCCCCAUUCUCCCGAUUUUUAUCACCCCGCCCCAUUCUCCCUCUUUCCAUCACCCCGCCCCAUUCUCCCGCUUUCCAUCACCCCGCCCCAUUCUCCCUCUUUCCAUCACCCCGCCCCAUUCUCCCUCUUUCCAUCACCCCGCCCCAUUCUCCCGCUUUCCAUCACCCCGCCCAAUUCUCCCUCUUUCCAUCACCCCUCCUCAUUCUCCCUUUUUCCAUCACCCCGCCCCAUUCUCCCGCUUUCCAUCACCCCGCCCCAUUCUCCCUCUUUCCAUCACCCCGCCCCAUUCUCCCUCUUUCCAUCACCCCGCCCCAUUCUCCCGCUUUCCAUCACCUCGACCAAUUCUCCCUCUUUCCAUCACCCCGCCCCAUUCCACCUCUUUCCAUCACCCUGCCCCAUUCUCCCUCUAUCCAUCACCCCACCCAAUUCUCCCGCUUUCCAUCACCUUGUCCCAUUCUCCCGCUUUCCAUCACCCUGCCCCAUUCUUUUGCGUUCCAUCACCCCACCCCAUCCUCCCCUCUUUCCAUCACCCCGCCCCAUUCUCCCGAUUUUUAUCACCCCGCCCCAUUCUCCCUCUUUCCAUCACCCCGCCCCAUUCUCCCGUUUUCCAUCACCCCGCCCCAUUCUCCCUCUUUCCAUCACCCCGCCCCAUUCUCCCUCUUUCCAUCACCCCGCCCCAUUCUCCCGCUUUUCAUAACCCCGCCCCAUUCUCCCUCUUUCCAUCACCCCGCCCCGUUCUCCCGCUUUCCAUCACCCCGCCCCAUUCUCCCGCUUUCCAUCACCCCGCCCCAUUCUCCUGCUUUCCAUCACUCCGCCCCAUUCUCCCUCUUCCCAUCACCCCGCCCCAUUCUCUCGCUUUCCAUCACCCCGCCCCAUUCUCCCGCUUUUCAUCACCCCGCCCCAUUCUCCCGCUUUCCAUCACCCCGUCCCAUUCUCCCUCUUUCCAUUACCCCGCCUCAUUCUCCCGCUUUCCAUCACCCCGCCCCAUUCUUCCUCUUUCCAUCUCCCCGCCCCAUUCUCCCUCUUUCCAUCACCCCGCCCCAUUCUCCCGCUUUCUAUCACCCCGUCCCAUUCUCCCUCUUUCCAUCACCCCGCCCCAUUCUCCCGCUUUCCAUCACCCCGCCCCAUUCUUCCUCUUUCCAUCUCCCCGCCACAUUCUCCCUCUUUCCAUCACCCCGCCCCAUUCUCCCUCUUCCCAUCACCCCGCCCCAUUCUCCAGCUUUCCGUCACCCCGCCCCAUUCUCCCUCUUUCCAUCACCCCGCCCCAUUCUCCAUCUUUACAUCACCCCGCCCCACUCUCCCGCCUUCCAUCACCCCGCCCCAUUCUCCAUCUUUCCAUCACCCUGCCCAAUUCUCCCGCCUUCCAUCACCCCACCCCAUUCUCCCGUCUUCCAUCACCCCGCCCCAUUCUCCCUCUUUCCAUCACCCCGCCCCAUUCUCCCGCUUUCCAUCACCCCGUCCCAUUCUCCCUCUUUCCAUCACCCCGCCCCAUUCUCCCUCUUUCCAUCACCCCGCCCCAUUCUCCAGCUUUCCGUCACCCCGCCCCAUUCUCCCUCUUUCCAUCACCCCGCCCCAUUCUCCCUCUUUCCAUCACCCCGACCCAUUCUCCCGCUUUCCAUCACCCCGCCCCAUUCUCCCUCUUUCCAUCACCCCGCCCCAUUCUCCCUCUUUCCAUCACCCCGCCCCAUUCUCCCGCUUUCCAUCACCCCGCGCCAUUUAACCUCUUUCCAUCACACGCCCCAUUCUCCCUCUUUCCAUCACUCCGCCCCAUUCUCCCGCUUUCCAUCACCCGGCUCCAUUGUCCCGCUUUCCAUCACCCCGCCCAAUUCUCCCUCUUUCUAUCACCCCUUCCCAUUCUCCCUCUUUCCAUCACCCCGCCCCAUUCUCCUGCUUUCCAUCACCCCGCCCCAUUCUCCCUCUUUCCAUCACCCCGCCCCAUUCUCCCUCUUUCCAUUACCCCGCCCCAUUCUCCUGCUUUCCAUCACCCCGCCCCAUUCUCCCUCUAUCCAUCACCCCGCCCCAUUCUCCCGCUUUCCAUCACCCCGCUCCAUUCUCCUGCUUUCCAUCACCGCGCCCAAUUCUCCCGCUUUCCAUCACCCCUCUCCAUUCUCCCUCUUUCCAUCUCCCCGCCCCAUUCUCCUUCUUUCCAUCACCCCGUCCCAUUCUCCCUCUAUCCGUCACCCCACCCCAUUCUCCCUGUUUCCAUCACCUCGCCCCUUCUCCCUCUUUCCAUCACCCCCCCUCAUUCUUCCUGUUUCCAUCACCUCGCCCCAUUCUCUCGCUUUCCAUCACCCCUCCCUGUUCUCCCUCUUUCCAUCACCCCGCCCCAUUCUCCCGCUUUCCAUCACCCCGCCCCAAUCUCCUUCUUUCCAUCACCCCGCCCCAUUCUCCAGCUUUUUAUCACCCCGCCCCAUUCUCCCGAUUUCCAUCACCCCACCCCAUUCUCCCGCUUUCCAUCACCCCGACCCAUUCUGCCGCUUUCCAUCACCCCGCCCCGUUCUCCCGCUUUCCAUCACACCGCCCCAUUCUCCCUCUUUCCAUCACCCCGCCCCAUUCUCCCGCUUUCCAUCACCCCGCCCCAUUCUCCCGCUUUCCAUCACCCCGCCUCAUUCUCCCUCUUUCCAUCAACCCGCCCCAUUCUCCCUCUUUCCAUCACCCCGCUCCAUUCUCCCGCUUUCCAUCACCCCGCCCGCUCCAUUCUCCCGCUUUCCAUCACCCCGCCCAAUUCUCCCUCUUUCCAUCACCCCUCCCCAUUCUCCCUCUUUCCAUCACCCCGCCCCAUUCUCCCGCUUUCCAUUACCCCGCCCCAUUCUCCCUCUUUCCAUCACCCGCCCCAUUCUCCCGUCUUUUAUCACCCCGCCCCAUUCUCCCUCUUUCCAUCACCCCGCCCAAUUCUCCCGCUUUCCAUCACCCCGUCCCAUUCUCCCUCUUUCCAUCACCCCGCCCCAUUCUCCCGCUUUCCAUUACCCCGCCCCAUUCUCCCUCUUUCCAUCACCCGCCCCAUUCUCCCGCCUUUCAUCACCCCGCCCCAUUCUCCCUCUUUCCAUCAACCCGCCCCAUUCUCCCUCUUUCCAUCACCCCGCCUUAUUCUCCCUCUUUCUAUCACCCCGCCCCAUUCUCCCGAUUUCCAUCACCCCGCCCCAUUCUCCCGCUUUCCAUCACCCCGCCCAAUUCUCCCACUUUCCAUCACCCCGUCCCAUUCUCCUGUUUUCCAUCACCCCGCCCCAUUCUCUCGCUUUCUAUCACCCCGCCUUAUUCUCCUGCUUUCCAUCACCCCGCACCAUUCUCCCGCUUUCCAUCACCCCGCACCAUUCUCCCUCUUUCCAUCACCCCGCCCCAUUCUCAUGCUUUCUAUCACCCCGCACCAUUCUCCCUCUUUCCAUCACCCUGCCCCAUUCUCCCGCCUUCCAUCACCCCGCCCCAUUCUCCUUCCUUCCAUCACCCUGGCCAAUUCUCCCGCUUUCCAUCACCGCGCCCCAUUCUCCCGCCUUCCAUCACCCCGCCCCAUUCUCCCUCUUUCCAUCACCCCGCCCCAUUCUCCCGCUUUCCAUCACCCCGCCCCAUUCUCCCGCUUUCCAUCACCCUGCCCCAUUCCCCCUCUUUCCAUCACCCCGCCCCAUUCUCUCGCUUUCCAUCACCCCGCCCCAUUUUCCCUCUUUCCAUCACCCCGCCCCAUUUUCCCGCUUUCCAUCACCCCGCCCGAUUCUCCCGCUUUCCAUCACCCCGCUCCAUUCUCCCGCUUUCCAUCACCCCGCCCAAUUCUCCCUCUUUCCAUCACCCCACCCCAUUCUCCCUCUUUCCAUCACCCCGCCCCAUUCUCCCGCUUUCCAUCACCCUGCCCCAUUCUCCCUCUUUCCAUCACCCCGCCCUAUCCUCUCUCUUUCCAUCACCCCGCACCAUUCUCCCGCUUUCCAUCACCCCGCACCAUUCUCCCUCUUUCCAUCACCCCACCCCAUUCUACUGCUUUCCAUCACCCCGUCCCAUUCUCCCGCUUUCCAUCACCCCGCCCAAUUUUCCCUCUUUCCAUCAUCCCGCCCCAUUCUCCCUCUUUCCAUCACCCCGCCCCAUUCUCCCCCAAUCCAUUACCCCGCCCCAUUUUCUCUCUUUUCAUCACCCCGUCCCAUUCUUCCGCUUUCCAUCACCCCUCCCCAUUCUCCCUCUUUCCAUCACCCCUCCCUAUUCUCCCUCUUGCCAUCACCCCGCCCAUUCUCCCGCCUUCCAUCACCCCGCCCCAUUCUCCAUCUUUCCAUCACCCUGCCCAAUUCUCCCGCUUUCCAUCACCCCGCCCCAUUCUCCCGCCUUCCAUCACCCCGCCCCAUUCUCCCUCUUUCCAUCACCCCGCCCCAUUCUCCCGCUUUCCAUCACCCCGCCCCAUUCUCCCGCUUUCCAUCACCCCGCCCCAUUCUCCCUCUUUCCAUCACCCCGCCCCAUUCUCCCGCUUUCCAUCACCCCGCCCCAUUCUCCCGCUUUCCAUCACCCCGCCCCAUUCUCCCGCUUUCCAUCACCCCGCCCCAUUCUCCCUCUUUCCAUCACCCCGCCCCAUUCUCCCGUUUUCCAUCACCCCGCCCCAUUCUCCCUCUUUCCAUCACCCCGCCCCAUUCUCCCGCUUUCCAUCACUCCGCCCCAUUCUCCCGCUUUCCAUCACCCCGCCCCAUUCUCCCGAUUUCCAUCACCCCGUCCCAUUCUCCAGCUUUCCAUCACUUCGCCCCAUUCUCUCGAUUUCCAUCACCUCGCCCCAUUCUCCCGCUUUCCAUCACCCCGCCACAUUCUCCUGCUUUCCAUCACCCCGCCCCAUUCUCCCGCUUUCCAUCACCCCGCCCCAUUCUCCCUCUUUCCAUCACCCCGCCCCAUUCUCCCGCUUUUCAUCACCCCGCCCCAUUCUCCCGAUUUCCAUCACCCCGCCCCUCUCCCGCUUUCCAUCACCCCGCCCCAUUCUCCCGCUUUCCAUCACCCCUCCCAAUUCUCACUCUUUCCAUCACCCCUCCCCAUUCUCCCUCUUUCCAUCACCCCGCCCCAUUCUCCCGCUUUCCAUCACCCCGCCCCAUUCUCCCGCUUUCCAUCACCCCGCCCCAUUCUCCCUCUUUCCAUCACCCUGCCCCAUUCUCCCGCUUUCCAUCACCCCUCCCCAUUCUCCCGCUGUCCAUCACCCUGCCCCAUUCUCCCGGGUGCUGGGAGCAACUCACCUGGCUGGUGGGGGUGCUGGGAGCAACUCACCUGGUUGGUGGGGGUGCUGGGAGCAACUCGCCUGGCUGGUGGGGGUGCUGGGAGCAACUUACAUGGCUGGUGGGGGUGCUGGGAGCAACUCACCUGGCUGGUGGGGGUGCUGGGAGCAACUCACCUGGCUGGUGGGGGUGCUGGGAGCAACUCACCUGGCUGGUGGGGGUGCUGGGAGCAACUCACCUGGCUGGUGGGGGUGUUGGGAGCAACUCACCUGGCUGGUGGGGGUGCUGGGAGCAACUCACCUGGCUGGUGGGGGUGCUAGGAGCAACUCACCUGGCUGGUGGGGGUGCUGGGAGCAACUCGCCUGGCUAGUGGGGGUGCUGGGAGCAACUCACCUGGCUGGUGGGGGUGCUGAGAGCAACUCGCCUGGCUGGUGGGGGUGCUGGGAGCAACUCACCUGGCUGUGGGGGUGCUGGGAGCAACUCACCUGGCUGGUGGAGGUGCUGGGAGCAACUCGCCUGGCUGGUGGGGGUGCUGGGAGCAACUCGCUUGGCUGGUGGGGGUGCUGGGAGCAACUCGCCUGGCUGGUGGGGGUGCUGGGAGCAACUCACCUGGCUGGUGGGGGUGCUGACAGCAACUCACCUGGCUGUUGGGGGUGCUGGGAGCAACUCACCUGGCUGGUGGGGUUGCUGGGAGCAACUCACCUGGCUGGUGGGGGUGUUGGGAGCAACUCGCCUGGCUGGUGGGGGUGCUGGGAGCAACUCGCCUGGCUGGUGGGGAUGCUGGGAGCAACUCGCCUGGCUGGUGGGGGUGCUUGGAGCAACUCGCCUGGCUGGUGGGGGUGCUGGGAGCAACUCACCUGGCUAGUGGGGGUGCUGGGAGCAACUCACCUGGCUGGUGGGGGUGGUGGGAGCAACUCACCUGGCUGCUGGUGGGGGUGCUGGGAGCAACUCGCCUGGCUGGUGGGGUGCUGGGAGCAACUCACCUGGCUGGUAGGGUUGCUGGGAGCAACUCACCUGGCUGGUGGGGGUGCUGGGAGCAACUCACCUGGCUGGUGGGGGUGCUGGGAGCAACGCAACUUGCUGGUGGGGGUGCUGGGAGCAACUCAACUAGCUGGUGGGGGUGCUGGGAGCAACUCGCCUGGCUGGUGGGGGUGCUGGGAGCAACUCGCCUGGCUGGUAGGGGUGCUAGGAGCAACUCACCUGGCUGGUGGGGGUGCUGGGAGCAACUCGCCUGGCUGGUGGGGGUGCUGGGAGCAACUCGCCUGGCUGGUGGGAAUGCUGGGAGCAACUCGCCUGGCUGGUGGGGGUGCUGGGAGCAACUCACCUGGCCGGUGGGGGUGCUGGGAGCAACUCACCUGGCUGGAGCAACUUGCCUGGCUGGUGGGGUUGCUGGGAACAACUCACCUGGCUGGUGGGGGUGCUGGGAGCAACUCACCUGGCUGGUGGGGGUGCUGGGAGCAACUCACCUGGCUGGUGGGGGUGCUGGGAGCAACUCACCUGGUUGGAGGGGAUGCUAGGAGCAACUCGCCUGGCUGGUGGGGUUGCUGGGAACAACUCACCUGGCUGGUGGGGGUGCUGGGAGCAACUCACCUGGCUGGUGGGGGUGCUGGGAGCAACUCACCUGGCUGGUGGGGGUGCUGGGAGCAACUCACCUGGCUGGUGGGGGUGCUGAGAGCAACUCACCUGGCUGGUGGGGGUGCUGGGAGCAACUCACCUGGCUGGUGGGGGUGCUGGAAGCAACUCGCCUGGCCGGUGGGGGUGCUGGGAGCAACUCACCUGGCUGGUGGGGGUGCUGGGAGCAACUCAACUGGCUGGGGUGCUGGGAGCAACUCACCUGGCUGGUGGGGGUGCUGGGAGCAACUCACCUGGCUGGUGGGGGUGCUGGGAGCAACUCGCCUGGCUGGUCUGGGUGAUGGGAGCAACUCGCCUGGCUGGUGGGGGUGCUGGGAGCAACUCGCCUGGCUAGUGGGGGUGCUGGGAGCAACUCGCCUGGCUGGUGGGGGUGCUGGGAGCAACUCGCCUGGCUGCAACUCGCCUGGCUGGUGGGGGUGCUGGGAGCAACUCGCCUGGCCGGUGGGGGUGCUGGGAGCAACUCACCUGGCCGGCGGGGGUGCUGGGAGCAACUCACCUGGCCGGUGGGGGUGCUGGGAGCAACUCACCUGGCUGGUGGGGGUGCUGAGAGCAACUCACCUGGCUGGUGGGGGUGCUGGGAGCAACUCGCCUGGCUGGUGGGGGUGCUGGGAGCAACUCGCCUGGCUGGUGGGGGUGCUGGGAGCAACUCGCCUGGCUGGUGGGGGUGCUAGGAGCAACUCACCUGGCUGGUGGGGGUGCUGGGAGCAACUCGCCUGGCUGGUGGGGGUGCUGGGAGCAACUCGCCUGGCCGUUGGGAAUGCUGGGAGCAACUCGCCUGGCUGGUGGGGGUGCUGGGAGCAACUCACCUGGCCGGUGGGGGUGCUGGGAGCAACUCACCUGGCUGGUGGGGGAGCUGGGAGCAACUCACCUGGCUGGUGCGGGUGCUGGGAGCAACUCACCUGGUUGGAGGGGAUGCUAGGAGCAACUUGCCUGGCUGGUGGGGUUGCUGGGAACAACUCACCUGGCUGGUGGGGGUGCUGGGAGCAACUCACCUGGCUGGUGGGGGUGCUGGGAGCAACUCACCUGGCUGGUGGGGGUGCUGGGAGCAACUCACCUGGCUGCAACUCGCCUGGCCGGUGGGGGUGCUGGGAGCAACUCACCUGGCUGGUGGGGGUGCUGGGAGCAACUCAACUGGCUGGUGGGGGUGCUGGGAGCAACUCACCUAGCUGGUGGGGGUGCUGGGAGCAACUCACCUGGCUGGUAGGGGUGCUGGGAGCAACUCACCUGGCUGGUGGGGGUGCUGGGAGCAACUCACCUGGCUGGUGGGGGUGCUGGGAGCAACUCGCCUGGCUGGUCUGGGAGCAACUCACCUGGCUGGUGGGGGUGCUGGGAGCAACUCACCUGGCUGGUGGGGGUGCUGGGAGCAAUUCACCUGGCUGGAGGGGGUGCCGGGAGCAACUCACCUGGCUGAUGGGGGUGCUGGGAGCAACUCGCCUGGCUGGUGGGUUUGCUGGGAGAAACUCGCCUGGCUGGUGGGGGUGCUGGGAGCAACUUAUCUGGCUGGUGGGGAUGCUAGGAGCAACUCACCUGGCUAGUGGGGAUGCUGGGAGCAACUCGCCUGGCUGGUGGGGGUGCCGGGAGCAACUCUCCUGGCUGGUGGGGGUGCUUGAAGCAACUCGCCUGGCUGGUGGGGGUGCUGGGAGCAACUCGCCUGGCCGGUGGGGGUGCUGGGAGCAACUCACCUGGCCGGCGGGGGUGCUGGGAGCAAAUCACCUGGCCGGUGGGGGUGCUGGGAGCAACUCACCUGGCUGGGGUGCUGGGAGCAACUCACCUGGCUGGUGGGGAUGCUGGGAGCAACUCACCUGGCUGGUGGGGGUGCUGGGAGCAACUCGCCUGGCUGGUCUGGGUGCUGGGAGCAACUCGCCUUGCUGGUGGGGGUGCUGGGAGCAACUCGCCUGGCUAGUGGGGGUGCUGGGAGCAACUCGCCUGGCUGGUGGGGGUGCUGGGAGCAACUCGCCUGGCUGGUGGGGGUGCUUGGAGCAACUCGCCUGGCUGGGUUGCUGGGAGCAACUCACCUGGCUGGUGGGGGUGCUGGGAGCAACUCACCUGGCUGGUGGGGGUGCUGGGAGCAACUCACCUGGCUGGUGGGGGUGCUGGGAGCAAUUCACCUGGCUGGUGGGGGUGCCGGGAGCAACUCACCUGGCUGAUGGGGGUGCUGGGAGCAACUCGCCUGGCUGGUGGGUUUGCUGGGAGAAACUCGCCUGGCUGGUGGGGGUGCUGGGAGCAACUUAUCUGGCUGGUGGGGAUGCUAGGAGCAACUCACCUGGCUGGUGGGGAUGCUGGGAGAAACUUGCCUGGCUGGUGGGGGUGCCGGGAGCAACUCUCCUGGCUGGUGGGGGUGCUUGGAGCAACUCGCCUGGCUGGUGGGGGUGCUGGGAGCAACUCGCCUGGCCGGUGGGGGUGCUGGGAGCAACUCACCUGGCCGGUGGGGGUGCUGGGAGCAACUCACCUGGCCGGUGGGGGUGCUGGGAGCAACUCACCUGGCUGGUGGGGGUGCUGGGAGCAACUCGCCAGGCUGGUGGGGGUGCUGGGAGCAACUCACCUAGCUGGUGGGGGUGCUGGGAGCAACUCACCUGGCUGGUAGGGGUGCUGGGAGCAACUCACCUGGCUGGUGGGGGUGCUGGGAGCAACUCACCUGGCUGGUGGGGGUGCUGGGAGCAACUCGCCUGGCUGGUCUGGGUGCUGGGAGCAACUCGCCUGGCGGGUGGGGGUGCUGGGAGCAACUCGCGUGGCUAG